Molecule: messenger RNA, 967 nt
Organism: Thalassophryne amazonica
Lineage: Eukaryota; Metazoa; Chordata; Actinopteri; Batrachoidiformes; Batrachoididae
Gene: rarres3l
Product: retinoic acid receptor responder 3-like
Exons: 5
Coding region: 142-651 (169 amino acids)
Biological process (GO): N-acylphosphatidylethanolamine metabolic process
Cellular component (GO): cytoplasm
Molecular function (GO): glycerophospholipid phospholipase A1 activity; A2-type glycerophospholipase activity
Source: RefSeq, a predicted model, not a curated record
GGAGCGACGUCAGGACUGACGUCAGGAGGAUCAGCUGAUUGAUGUUGAUUAAAACGUCGGCUCGACGACAUCAAACCAAAACGGUGCUGAGCAUCACCUGGAAGGUCAAAGCUGGUCAAGUUUUACAGGCGAAGAACCAUUAUGGCCCCUACUUUGUAUGACGACAAACCAGAGCCCGGAGACCUGAUAGAAAUCUUCCGUGGCUCUUAUCAGCACUGGGCACUGUACAUCGGCGAUGGCAUGGUUGUCCACUUGGCACCACCAUCUGAUGUUCCAGAUGCAGGCAGCAUGAUGUCUGUGUUUGCAGAGAAGGCCGUGGUGAAGAAAGAGGAGCUGUGGGAUGUUACUGGAACCUACCAGUGGAAAAUUAACAACAGUUUGGAUGACAGUUACAACCCUCGUCCUGCUCGUGUGAUUGUGAGGGAGGCCUGUGCUCUGGUCGGCAAUGAGCUGCCAUACUGUGUCUUCAGGGGGAACUGUGAGCACUUUGUCAAUGAGCUGCGCUAUGGCAAAGCAGAGUCUCGCCAGGUGCGUAAGGCCGGAGAAGCAGCGAUGGUUGCAGGUGUGGUGACAGUGGUGGGUCUGGGGAUUGUGGCUCUGGCUGGGGCCCUGUUUGGAGGAAAGCAAAAGGAAAAGAAGAAUACACAGUGACUUUUUCUGAGCUCGACUGGAACAAAAUCCGACUCUCCACCCACACUGCCUUAAUUUUAAUUUUGUAUUGCUGCCUCAUUUUAUGUUCAGUUCUUCUAUGGUUUGGUGCCACACUCCAGGGGUCUCAUGUAUACUGCUGCCUAUGCACAAAAUGCAAACAGUGCAAUCUGUAGAAACAAGACUUAAAUAGGUUUAAAUAUUUGAGGUGUUUCACAUCAACCAUUUGUGGUUGAAUGUGGCAUGUCGAGGGUAGGAAAUGAGGCUGAUCCACAUGCACACAAUUCUAGGGGGAGUGUGAUUUAUAAAGACAGCAUUG